AUGAGAUCCACCUCCAGUACCAAAAUAGUCAAGCUGGUUCGGUUUUCUCCACCGAAUACAACCACGUGCUGCAUACUUAAACCAAAAGUCAUAAAGUCAACCGGUGAUCACCGCUGCUCUGCAAAAAAUCUCCGGGCGAGAACAAUCAAAUUUCUCAGGCUAUUUUCUCAGCGAAAAGGAAAUCAAAUGGAUCAGGAAUCAUCACAGUGUCCCUUCGCUGCCGAAAGCAUCAUCCAAAAAUGUCCUUUUCUGAGAAACAUCAACAAGCCUACCAAUUUUUCCCUCUCCUCCUUGAAUUUCCCAAUUAAUGCGCAAGGAGGUAAAGGUCCAAUUUUUGAGGAUGGUCCUGGAUUUGAUUCAGCGUUUAAGCUCUUCCAUGGAAAAGAUGGUAUUGUGCCGCUUUCUGGACAUUCGAGCUUUGGAAACGAUUUUGAAGACGAGGCUGUUCGUGCUACUCCUCAAUUCAACCCUCUUGCGGGCAAAGUAGCUACCAUAAGCCUAUCAGCUUUUGGUCCUGGAGGACCUUUUGGCUUUGGUCCAUUCUCGGAGAAAUGGAAGAAACAACAGAAGAAACCGAAACCUUCAAGAAACCAACAGUCUGGGGACUCAUCGAAACACGAGGCAGUUGGAGACGAAUGGUUGAAAACCGGCAACUGUCCAAUCGCCAAAUCUUUUAGAGCUGCAAGCAAAGUCAUGCCUCUUGUGGCUAAAGCAUUUCAGCUACCAUCGGGUAUGAAGUAUAGAUGUCCAGCUCCUAUAGUAGCUGCAAGAGCUGCACUUUCCAAGACCGCUUUGGUUAAAAGCCUCCGUCCUCAGCCUUUACCUGAAAAGAUGCUUGCCAUCGCUCUCAUGGGGAUGGCUGCAAACGUGCCUCUCGGUGUAUGGAGAGAACACACCGUAAAGUUUUCGCCUGCAUGGUUUCUGGCGGUCCAUGCCGCUGUGCCGUUCAUAGCUAUGCUCAGGAAGUCUGUGCUGAUGCCGAAAACAGCCAUGGCUUUGACCAUUGGAGCUUCCAUCUUGGGACAGGUGAUUGGGUCAAGAGCUGAACGUUACCGUCUCAGAGCUGUAGCUGAGCAAAGAGUUGCUGAUACGUCUACUAUCACUGCUGGUUCUGAAUACAACCCGAUCUCUAGUGAUUCAGAGGUUUCUAAAGGAUAUUGUGGCGCAGGAGAAGGAGUGAAGGAGGUUUACUACAACGUGAAUGUCGGAGGAUCUGCUAAAUCAACUGGACUCUGUUAUUGA
Molecule: messenger RNA, 1242 nt
Organism: Microthlaspi erraticum
Lineage: Eukaryota; Viridiplantae; Streptophyta; Magnoliopsida; Brassicales; Brassicaceae
Source: the annotation of a GenBank genome assembly